This is a messenger RNA of Zingiber officinale, 1188 nucleotides long. RefSeq names its product transcription factor LAF1-like. The transcript has 3 exons. NCBI's taxonomy places the organism in Eukaryota, Viridiplantae, Streptophyta, Magnoliopsida, Zingiberales, Zingiberaceae. The record is from RefSeq and is a predicted model, not a curated record. Bases 142 to 921 code for a protein of 259 amino acids.
AGAAGCUUAAAUCUAGGACUUGUGUCAGCUAUUUUGGCCACAGAUUUGCUAGAGCAUUGUUCUCUCAUCGAGAUUCUAAUUUCUGAAUACAGAAGCAUAUUCAAAUGGCAGGUAGAAGAAGCCUGUGAAGUUUUUGUAGUGAUGGGGAGCAAGAUGUCGGAAAAGCCAAAGUUGAGGCAGCAAAGGAGAGGCUUGUGGUCGCCGGACGAAGACAGAAGGCUGAGCAACUACAUCCUCAAUAAUAGCCAUGGCUGCUGGAGCUCGAUUCCUGCCAAAGCUGGCUUGAAACGAAAUGGCAAGAGCUGUCGAUUAAGAUGGAUCAAUUAUCUGAGGCCAGGACUAAAACACACUGCUUUCACACUCGAGGAGGAAGCAACUCUUGAGAAGCUCCAUGCAAUAUUUGGGAACAAGUGGUCUCGGAUAGCUCUGAAUCUACCAGGAAGAACUGACAAUGAAGUAAAGAACCACUGGAACACCUAUCUCAAAAGGAAAGAUGUUAAAGUUGAUGGAUCAACUUCCCAUACCUUAUUAAACAAACCUGUUAUCUCACACAUAAAAACCCCAAAACUGGAACAAUUGUCAGCAGUGAACAACAGGAAAAUCUCACUUUCAGAAUCAUCAGAGACAAAAUCCCUGCAAUCCUUCUGUGCAGGUUCAAACCUUUUGCCCUGCCAUCAGCCAUCCUUUCCUAAAGUUCUAUUUGCAGAUUGGUUCCCCAUAUUCAGUGACACUGCUGAGGGAGAAAACAAUCGCCAAUUGCAAAACUCCAUCUCAAUUCGUGACUGUGAGAUCCUUAAUCCUGGACUCAUAAAAUUUGAAAAUGUUUAUUAUGAUGAAAUCUUUCAGGAAUUUGAUGAUACAAGCAUCUUUAGAGAUAUUCAGCUGCAGCAGGAGCCUGAGCCAAUGGAUCAGAUUCCAUAAGUCAUGAUAUUUUAUCCGUCAAUUGAAACUUACAAUAAUCUUGAGUUGGAUUACAACAUGUUCUUUGGCCAAUGGUGAACGCUACACAGUUAUCUGUAGUAAAUAUGUCUAUAUAUCCAAUGAUAAUUCUUACACUGGCUUAUUGGCUGUGGAAACAGUUUACGUUUUUCUAUGUUCUUUUGGAUAUGUUUAUCCGAAUGAAUGGAAAAUUAGAUUGAUCAUUAAUAUAUUUAAAAAAAGAAUGGGUAGAUAUUAUGUAUUUUUGUA